Molecule: messenger RNA, 1059 nt
Organism: Ceratina calcarata
Lineage: Eukaryota; Metazoa; Arthropoda; Insecta; Hymenoptera; Apidae
Product: clavesin-2
Exons: 4
Coding region: 97-1041 (314 amino acids)
Cellular component (GO): membrane
Molecular function (GO): phosphatidylinositol bisphosphate binding
Source: RefSeq, a predicted model, not a curated record
GUCUGAUAGUUCGCAUGAAAUUCGAACGAUCGAAACGGGGACGCGGGAACAGCGCAGGGGGACAAGGGGACAGCACUUGAAGGUUGAAGAGCGGCGAUGGCCAAGCGAACUGAAGAGGAUUACGGCUGCGAGCUGAGCGAGGCCACGAGGAUGAUCGCUCGCCACGAACUCCGCGAAGACGAUGCCACGAGGAUCGAGGCGUUGAAUCAAGUCAGACACUGGAUCCAGAAGCAUCCGAGCAUCAAACGCUGCAGAACGGAUGCUGCGUUUCUCCUUAGAUUCCUUAGAACGAAGAAGUUCAGUGUGCCGAUGGCAGAAGAAAUGCUUGAGCGUUACCUGACCAUCCGACAGAUGUAUCCGAACUGGUUCCAGAAUCUUGACAUCGAAGAUCCGGACAUCGAGGCCAUAGUCGACGCUGGGUACUUGGUCCCGUUGAUGGAACGCGAUCGAUAUGGCCGAAGAGUAAUACUGUCGUGUGCCGGUCGGUUCGAUCCGUACAAAUACACGUCCGCUCAAAUGGCUCGCGCUCACAGCCUGAUAGUGGAAGCGCUGAUGGACGACGAAGAGAAUCAAGUCCGCGGCUACACGCACAUCAACGACGAGUCCGGACUGACGAUGGGUCAUCUGAGCGCGUGGUCUCUCACGGACAUUCGUAACAUGUUGCGAUGCAUUCAGAACAGUACGCCGAUGAGACACAAGGAGACCCACUUCGUCAACAUCCCGAGUUGCGCUGUUAAAGUGAUCGAGUUCGGCAUCUCGCUGCUGAACGAGAAGCUGAAAAAUCGGAUCCUCCUGCACAAGAGUCUGGACGACUUGAAGGGCACGAUCGAUCCUAAGAUCCUGCCGAAGGAAUACGGCGGCGAAGUGCCGCUCAACGAGAUGAUCGCUGCUUUCAAGAAAACGUUGCGGGAGCAAAGGGAUCGAAUCAGGCAGCUCGACGACAUGUACAUAGAGAUCGACUCGUCGGUCGACAGUCAGUACGCUACGAACGACGAUUUAAAUGGUAUCUCUGGCUCCUUUCGUAAGCUAGAAGUGGACUGACGUUAAUCGCCGGAGAAC